AUGGAGUCCUCCGCCCGUGAGCAGUCGCCCGACGAGCGAGCUGCAAAGCGCGUCAAGAUCGACGCUUUGCCGCCUCUCGAGAGUGAGACGCCGAGCGGUCAGAAUGGGAGUCGCGCCAAUGGGGGAGAGCAGGCUGCCGAGAAGCCCCAGGGUGGAGAUGUCGCCAUGGCUGAUGCCCCCAAGGGCGAAUCGGGUCAUGACGGCUCCGUCCCCGAGGCACCAUUGAAGCCCUCUGAGAAGCGCAAGCUGUACUUUGGACGCGAUACGCCCGCCCUGGCGCCCCUCACCACGCAGGGCAACCUCCCGUUCCGGCGUCUCGCCGUGGAGCUCGGCGCUGAGCUGACCUACUCUGAGAUGGCCAUGGGCCUGCCCCUCAUUCAGGGCACCAAGGCUGACUGGACGCUCCUCAAGGCCCACGAGUCUGAGCUCGUCCCGCCCAAAGCUGGCGGUCCCAUUGUCCAGGGCUACGAUAACGCCAAGGAUAUCAAGUUCGGCGCUCAAAUCUCCGCCAACCAGCCCUGGGUUGCUGUGAAGGCUGCCGAGUGCCUCAAGCGUUUCGUCCCUCACCUGCGUGUCAUUGACCUCAACUGCGGCUGCCCAAUCGACAUGCUAUUCAAGGCCGGUGGUGGCUCUGCCCUCCUGGAGGCUCACGGCAAGCUCGAGCGCAUGGUUCGCGGCAUGAACACCGUUUCGGGCGAAAUUCCCGUCACCGUCAAAAUUCGCACUGGUGUCCGCAACAACCGCCCUACUGCCACGUCCAUCAUCAACAAGCUCGCAUUUGGCGCUCGCGAGCACCGCGAGCGCCUUGGCGCACCUGGCUGUGCCGCCAUCACCCUCCAUGGCCGCAGCCGCGAGCAGCGCUACACGCGCAGGGCUGACUGGAGCUACGUCGCCGAGUGUGCUGCCCUGAUCAAGAGCUAUAACGAUACAAAGGACGCCGACACUGACACGAUUCGCGAGCCCGAUGCCUCGACUCUGCCCAACUCCAAGGACGGCAAGAUGUACUUCCUCGGCAACGCCUGGCUCUUCGAGGAGAUCGAAAAGGGCCAGUACCUCGACAAGACGGCCACCGAGCGCCUCGGCUACAUCGAAAAGUUUGUACGCUACGGUCUCGAAGCCUGGGGCUCCGACGAGCUCGGCAUCGGCUUCACCAGACGCUUCCUACUCGAGUGGAUGAGCUUCACGCACCGCUACGUCCCGCUCGGCAUAUUGGAGCACCUACCUCCUUCGCUCAACGACCGGCCGCCCGCGUUCCGGGGACGGAAUGAGAUGGAGACCCUGCUUGCGAGCAACAACUAUAAGGAUUGGAUCAAGAUCAGUGAAAUGUACCUUGGCCCUUGCCACCCGGGUUUUACCUUCCAACCGAAGCACAAGUCGAACGCCUACGAGGCCGAGGGUUAG
This is a messenger RNA of Verticillium alfalfae VaMs.102, 1401 nucleotides long. RefSeq names its product tRNA-dihydrouridine synthase. Bases 1 to 1401 code for a protein of 466 amino acids. The record is from RefSeq and is a predicted model, not a curated record. Gene Ontology annotation, molecular function: flavin adenine dinucleotide binding; tRNA dihydrouridine synthase activity; RNA binding. NCBI's taxonomy places the organism in Eukaryota, Fungi, Ascomycota, Sordariomycetes, Glomerellales, Plectosphaerellaceae. The transcript is spliced from 4 exons. Gene Ontology annotation, biological process: tRNA processing.